Molecule: messenger RNA, 5140 nt
Organism: Epinephelus moara (kelp grouper)
Lineage: Eukaryota; Metazoa; Chordata; Actinopteri; Perciformes; Serranidae
Gene: ifngr1l
Product: interferon gamma receptor 1-like
Exons: 7
Coding region: 160-1365 (401 amino acids)
Molecular function (GO): protein binding
Source: RefSeq, a predicted model, not a curated record
CGCUCGGUGAGUGACGUGAGACCCAGCAUAUUUCGGGAGACGAGCCGUUGCCCAGCCUAUUUGCGCAGCUCCCCAAUGAAAUGUCAGACUAGUUAGUGUCUCCUUUUGUUGCAGACUUUAACAGAAAGAAAACAAGGAGCCCUGGGUCGCCAAUUCAGCAUGGAUUUGUCGACAUUUCAUCCCGUUUUCCUCAUUCUCGCCUUGUUAAAAGCUGCGGAGGCCCACGUGGAGCCGCCGACCAACGUGACCUUUCACUGCCACAAUGUGCACAAUGUUCUGAAGUGGAGUUACAACCAGCUCUUGCCAGGGAUGAGAUUCAGAGUCGAUAUUCAGUCAACGAAUGGUUUAAAUGGUCAUCCCAAUGAGGUAUGGGUGGAACCACCAGCUCCGCUACAAGCUGACGUGUCGUUUCUCUCUGAUCCAAGUAAUGACUACUUCCUUACUGUCACUGCUGUGAUUGGACAGAAUGAGUCUGAUUCCGCCCCUGAGGAUGGAAUCACUUUCACCUAUUUCAAGGACUCUCCAGUGAAGAACAAAUGUUCUGUGGACUUCCCAUCAGUUAACGUCACCACCAAACAAGAUGACACCAUCCUGCUCCGCUUCACACAUCCCUGGCUGGUGUACUACAAAAGCCGCAGCUUAGAUACAAAACCUAGGAAGAAGAAACACUUUGAAAGUGAACAACAGCUGCCUAUGUUCAGUUACGAUGUUGUUUUCCUCCAAGAGAAGGGGAGACACCACAGGAUGAGCUGUCUGGACAGGGUGUGUGAGGGGGAGCUUUCAGUGAAUGCUUCACAGAAGAAACACUGUCUGAGGGUCAAGGGAGAGGUGAAUAAGAUACUUGUUAAAGCCAAAGAUUACUGCACCACGCCAUUGGACAAAGGACCAAGCUAUCUCAUCUACGUCUGCAUUGCAGUCGCCCUGUCGGUCUUGUGCGCAGUUGCUGUUAUCUUCAUGUUGUACCGAAAAAAGACCACGCCCUCAACUCCUUUACCAUCCACCAUGACGUUCACAAAUAAACUGAAGCAGUGGACGUUUGGAGUGGUUCAGGACACGGUCUCUUUGCCACAGGUGGAGCCUACCACACCCACACUUCUACUGUUACCAGAGGAGAUCGACCCCACAACUAUUGUUACUCCCUCUAUGGAGCCUGAAGUCCGUCUGCCCAUUGGGCUGCCAACCGAGAAUGAAGGUGUGUCUGAUGACGUGGAGGUAGGGAAUGAUGAAGGACCUGGGUACAUGGCUGGCAGAGAAUUGGAAGAAGAGGAGGAGCUCUGCUCCAGGGAUUUCCCCUCUGGUUAUGAGAAACGCCCGGUGCUGGUUGAGUUAGCACCAGAUGAACUGGCUGAGGGCUACCGCGGCUGAACGUGGCACAUUGAAUGUAUUACAUAGGUCAAAUGACGCCCUGCAAUCACCUGUCAUUAAAUCUAAAAACUAUGAAUAUCUCCGCAGCGAUUUACAGUGUUCACAGAUGUCAGGUGGUUCAGUUUGUGCUGUUUCCUAGUCAGACCAUCCCAACGCCAAGUAAAAGGAGAAUCAGGUUUGUUCCUCUUGUUAGUGCACUUUGAUGUGAGUUACAUUUUCCUCUGUAUUUACAUUAAUAUGUCAAAGCAGCACGACAAGCUCAAAUAGCUAUAAAGAAUUACCAAAUCAGAUCAGUUCCCAGAAUGUUAAGCAGUGUCAUAAUGCUGUCCUUAAAGCCCUUUUCCUUCUGGACGAAAAUAACCACCAACACCCUCUAACAUCUGGCUUCUGUCUUAGUGGGAGAGGUUACCAUCAGCAUUGAUUCCCAGGGCAAAUUACUCUGCAGUAGUCACAGAUAUUAAGCAUUUCCAGCUCCAAAUGGCUCCGAUCAGGAGUGAUGGAAAUGUAACACCCUGGUAGAUGUGCUAAUUGCUGCCCCAUAUCCAGCGCGAUGCAGGUUUCGGUCAAGCAGUGCCUGAACAUCCUUCUAAACUAGUUGGCACUGAGUUUGAAAGAGAGACUAGAUUUGAAAAAAGAAGUAAACAUUUUCACUGGCCUCCAUGCUGCUUUCUAUUGUUUACUGAUCCUGUUUAGAGCCGUGUACACCCCUCUUGUCUACUGGCAGUGGGAAAGGAGUCUAUUUCCUUUUGCUGCAUUUAAAUAACAAACCUGCGUAUGUGUUAAUUUUGGUGGAAAAUGGGUUUUAAGUUCUUAAUUCUGAUAUUCUGCAUCAGACGUACACAGGAGCUUCAAAUCUUUUUCUUAAAUUAGACCUCAGCAAGUGGUGGAGGCCGAGUUGAGUAGAAAAUACCCCGUGAUGUCCUUACCUCGUGUAGCGACUUGCUCUGGCACUUAAAAAAACGACACCAGCGAUUCUGUACGCUGACUGACUGCUUUAUCGUGUACAUGUUCAUCUUUCAAAACUUCACUGCAAUGAAUCACAGUUACUCAAAUGGACUUAGCUUUGCUCUAAUUAUUGUAUUACAUAUUGAAAUAAUAACCAAUAACGACAUUAACGUACAGUUUCAUCAACAUCUGUCUCAUACAGUAACGUCUACUAGAAUCCGUCGCACGUACGCACGCAUUACUAUAUUUAUCAGCUACUGAGUUGAGUGGUUACAGCACUGUACUGUGGAGUAGUUCGACGUACGAUACUGAGUGUCCUCUUGCUUAUUUGCACCUGUGUUUAAUGUCUGAAUCAAGUCUUUUAAUCUCCAUUAGGCUUAUAGCACAAUGCAACUUUUUUUUUUAGUAAAGUGGAAUAUUUGGGCAGGUACAAUCACAAGACGGAUUUGAUCAAGUCCUGGAUAACUUAAAGAAGUGUGUGGAUGAGAUGAAUAGGGAUCUGCCACCUCCUUCACCUGCCUUACCUGCUGGUAGAUCAGGAGGAGAAUGAGGGAUAAAUGUAUAAAUCAGUUGCUUACUAAAUGAUGUCGCUCUGCUAGAGGUCAGGUGUGGCUUUAAAGGAUGGAUGGGGAAAGCUGUUACCCCGAAUUCCAUUUGUGUAGAUAAAUGUAUGUAGAUGUGCCUGAGUUCAAGAUGAGCCACCAAAAACUAUUUCUUAUUUCUGACUUUAUUUGACAAAUACUAACAGUUAAUUGAACAUUUGAACACAGGAGACCCUGGGUUACAACAUUUAUUUUGUUUUGUUCAGCCUUUAAAUGCAUUAAUGCAGUUUGAGAACUGCAGUUUAUUAAUUUCCUCAUGAAACGAGAGCUGUUCUUGUACCAGAGUAUAACGUGACUGAUGUUGUAAUAUUACUCAUUGUAUCAGACUUUGUAUUGUGCCUUAUGUCCGUGCUGUAAAGUCUUUUUCUGAGUCAAUUAUUUUUUGUUUGUGGUAAAUAACAGACAAUUAUACAGAUGUUAAAGGACCAGUGUGUAGGAUUUAGAAGGAGCUAUCGGCAGAAAUGUAAUGUAACUCUUAACUGUGUUUUCAUCAGUGUAUAAUCACGUGAAUCUAAGAAUCGUUGUGUUUUUUUACGCUUAGAAUGAGCCCUACAUAUGAGCAGCUCCUCUUUCACAGAGAUCGCCAUGUUGCACCACCAUGUUUCUACAGUAGCCCAGAGGAGACAAACCAAACACUGGCUCUAGAUAGAGCCAUUCAUGUUUGACGUUUCCUGAAAUAAUUAUGAUAAAUGAUAUUCUUGUCACUUUGAGACCAUUUUUUGCCACUGAUAUGAUGUUAUAAUUGGAUUUGAACCUUGGCUAAGUCCCGCCCCAGGACGCAGACCGGCCAAUCAUAACGUAGCACCGGGCUGGCUCAGACCAAGGUCCGACAACCACACAGCUGUGCUCCACCUCCAUAAUCCAGGAGCCAGGAGGUUUGCUGGUGGCUUUGGUGGAGGAUGAAGUUUUUGGAGAGUAAAGUCCAAAACACACCGGCGGCGUCACAUGAUGGCGGCGUCAUUGAUGUGAGUCAAGUGCCGUUCCCAACACACACAAAGCGUCGCGCUGCGGGGCGUCAACCGGAAUUCUAUUGCACACUCCACUCCGCUAGGUGGCGGUAAUGUGACUAGCUGGUUGCCAACCGCCAAUUAGAACAAAAGACGAGGAAGAAGAUGCAGGAAGCGAAAGAAAACGCACAAUGCAGGACGACCACGAUAACCAGACAAUGACGGUACCAGUGUGAGUUGCUUAUUAUAGUUGUCUAUAUGUUAUUAAUGACUAAUGAAUAAAUAAUUAAUAAUUGAACACUAAAUGAAUAAUCUGAGCAUUGAGAUUAUGUUUUGAAAGCAGCAGAUCAACCAAUGUAGUUGGUAGGCUAACGAUAGAUGGCAAACAAUAGAUGGCGCCAAAGUUGUUGUUCUCUGCUCUUCAACAGAGCUGCUACUACGGGAGCUGGGAAGUACAAAAUAGGCUUUUCUAUGAACAAGAAGUGCUUUUUCAAGGGCGGCGAUGCUGUAAAAUAGGACAAUAGUGAGAAGUGCUGCGGCAUGUUACGUUGACGCGCAUCGACACACCGCAGGUGUGGGUUUGUAAAUAGAGAAUAAUGGGGGCGUCUGUUUUGACAUGCGUCAUAUGGCGCCGGUGUGUUUUGGCCUUAAUACUUCAAACAAUGAAUCUUUUGGUUUGUUGCCAGGGGUUGGCAAGCUAACGUCUAUCAGGACUGUGAGUCUUCUACUCCGAAAGGGCAGCUGCUGGCUACUGGUAAGCUGUGUUGUGUUGUCUUUAAAGUGUUGUGUUGCAGUUUGCAACCUCUCCACUAGAUGCCGCUAAAUUCUACACACUGCUCCUUUAAGUUGAUGUGCAAUAUCGCCGAACCUUGCAGCUAGAUCUGUUUAUAUUCUUUAACUCGCAGGGCUGAAUACAUGAAUGCAGAGUCUGGCUGAAGUGAACGAGCAACACAGUUACUAUGAAUAGAACUAAAAAGGGAAAUGGUGCUUUUUAUUUACACAUAUUUUUGUUUAAUCGGUUGCAAAUAGGAACGGUCAGAUCUAAUUACCAGCCGGAGUGAUUGAAUGUGAUGUUAUGUGAAUAUGCUGUUUAGUUAGAUUUGUAAAAAUAGGUCAGCCCAUUAAACAGAAGCACUUGAUUAUCUUAUUUAGCUGCCUAUCAGUUCAUUAUUAUCCACAUUGUCCACAUGUUUCAGGUUCUGUGCGCAAACGACUGUUAAUUGUCUUGUGUCAUUUUCUUCAGCAUCACAUUUCAAUAAAACCAAGAUAAGUAUCGUCUGA